Messenger RNA from Cheilinus undulatus (humphead wrasse), 945 nucleotides. RefSeq names its product myosin, light chain 12, genome duplicate 2 (gene myl12.2). Gene Ontology annotation, cellular component: cytoplasm. The coding region runs from base 141 to 659 and encodes 172 amino acids. Lineage: Eukaryota; Metazoa; Chordata; Actinopteri; Labriformes; Labridae. Gene Ontology annotation, molecular function: calcium ion binding. The record is from RefSeq and is a predicted model, not a curated record. The transcript has 4 exons.
GUUUCGAAGAGAGGAAAUAAAACAUUGAUGGUUCCUCUCUUCUUCAUCAGGCCGUGGAUGCUCCUCUUCUAGCUGCGUGGACAGCCUUGUGGCAGUGACGCUUGUUUUCUUCAAGGAGGGGGGACCUACCAACCGCCAGCAUGUCGAGCAAAAGGGCCAAGGGAAAGAACACCAAGAAGCGUCCUCAGCGUGCCACCUCCAAUGUGUUUGCCAUGUUUGAUCAGUCUCAGAUCCAGGAGUUUAAGGAGGCUUUCAACAUGAUCGACCAAAACAGGGACGGCUUCAUUGACAAAGAAGACCUUCAUGAUAUGUUGGCCUCAUUAGGUAAGAAUCCCACAGAUGAGUACUUGGAAGCGAUGAUGAAUGAAGCGCCAGGACCUAUAAACUUCACCAUGUUUCUGACCAUGUUUGGGGAGAAGCUUAAUGGCACAGAUCCUGAGGACGUGAUUCGUAACGCAUUUGCCUGCUUUGAUGAGGAGGGCACAGGCAUGAUCCAGGAAGAGUAUCUGCGGGAACUACUUACUACGAUGGGCGACAGAUUCACUGAUGAAGAAGUGGAUGAGCUCUUCAGGGAGGCACCCAUUGACAAGAAAGGCAACUUCAACUACGUAGCAUUCACACGCAUACUAAAGCAUGGCGCUAAGGACAAAGAUGAUUAGUGACAGUAGCAGCUCUAGGCAAGGUUUCUUCUGUAAAGUGUGUGUGUCUUAAAUGGGUCUCUCCUUAGAACAGCUAUAUCCUGUAUAUGUGGCUAAUUAUAAGCUUCACUGUGGAAUAGCUCACUGAAGGUCAUAUAUUUAAGCUGCUUGGUGGACCCCCUCCCACCAACUUCUCAAACCUACUGUCAAAGCUCAUUUGCACAUCAGUGAAAACAUUAAAAGGGUCUGUAUAAGCUGUCAUGGACAAAGCUGGAAAUAAACUGAAGCAAGGAAUCUGUUAUCAUGA